This is a messenger RNA of Puma concolor (puma), 2115 nucleotides long. Lineage: Eukaryota; Metazoa; Chordata; Mammalia; Carnivora; Felidae. The record is from RefSeq and is a predicted model, not a curated record.
AUGUCUGCGGAGAGCGGCCCUGGGACGAGAUUGAGAAAUCUGCCAGUGAUGGGGGAUGGACUAGAAACCACCCAAAUGUCUACAACGCAGGCCCAGGCCCAACCCCAGCAAGCCAACACAGCCAGCACCAACCCCCCGCCCCCGGAGACCUCCAACCCCAACAAGCCCAAGAGGCAGACGAAUCAAUUGCAAUAUCUGCUCAAAGUGGUGCUCAAGACACUAUGGAAACACCAGUUUGCGUGGCCUUUCCAGCAGCCUGUGGACGCCGUCAAGCUAAACCUCCCUGAUUACUAUAAGAUCAUUAAAACGCCUAUGGAUAUGGGAACAAUAAAGAAGCGCUUGGAAAACAACUAUUACUGGAAUGCUCAGGAAUGUAUCCAGGACUUCAACACUAUGUUUACAAAUUGUUACAUCUACAACAAGCCUGGAGAUGACAUAGUCUUAAUGGCAGAAGCUCUGGAGAAGCUCUUCUUGCAGAAAAUCAAUGAACUGCCCACUGAAGAAACUGAGAUCAUGAUAGUCCAGGCAAAAGGAAGAGGACGUGGGAGGAAAGAAGCAGGGACGGCAAAACCUGGCGUCUCUACGGUACCAAACACAACUCAAGCAUCGACUCCUCCGCAGACCCAGACCCCUCAGCAGAACCCUCCGCCUGUGCAGGCUACACCUCACCCCUUCCCUGCGGUCACCCCAGACCUCAUCGUUCAGACCCCCGUCAUGACAGUGGUGCCUCCCCAGCCACUGCAGACAGCCCCGCCGGUGCCCCCUCAGCCACCACCCCCACCUGCGCCAAACCCCCAGCCUGUGCAGAGCCACCCACCCAUCAUCGCGGCCACCCCACAGCCUGUGAAGACAAAGAAGGGAGUUAAGAGGAAAGCGGACACCACCACCCCCACCACCAUUGACCCCAUUCAUGAACCACCAUCACUACCCCCGGAGCCUAAGACUGCCAAGCUGGGCCCCCGGCGGGAGAGCAGCCGGCCUGUGAAGCCCCCCAAGAAGGACGUGCCCGACUCUCAGCAGCACCCAGUGUCGGAUAAGAGCAGCAAGGUCUCAGAGCAGCUCAAGUGCUGCAGUGGCAUCCUCAAGGAGAUGUUUGCCAAGAAGCACGCAGCCUACGCCUGGCCGUUCUACAAGCCUGUGGACGUAGAGGCAUUGGGCCUGCACGACUACUGUGACAUCAUCAAGCACCCCAUGGACAUGAGCACAAUCAAGUCUAAACUGGAGGCCCGCGAGUACCGCGACGCUCAGGAAUUUGGUGCUGAUGUCCGAUUGAUGUUCUCCAACUGCUAUAAAUACAACCCUCCUGACCACGAGGUGGUGGCCAUGGCCCGCAAGCUCCAGCCUGUGGUGGCCGUGUCCUCCCCAGCGGUGCCACCCCCAACCAAAGUGGCAGCCCCACCCUCGUCCAGCGACAGCAGCAGCGAUAGCUCCUCCGACAGUGACAGCUCCACCGAUGACUCUGAAGAGGAACGAGCCCAGCGGCUGGCCGAGCUCCAGGAGCAGCUCAAAGCCGUGCACGAGCAGCUUGCAGCCCUCUCCCAGCCCCAGCAGAACAAACCAAAGAAAAAGGAGAAAGACAAAAAAGAAAAGAAAAAAGAAAAGCACAAAAAGAAAGAAGAAGUGGAGGAGAAUAAGAAGAGCAAAGCCAAGGAACUUCCUCCUAAAAAGACCAAGAAAAAUAACAGCAGCAACAGCAAUGCGAGCAAGAAGGAGCCUGCGCCCAUGAAGAACAAGCCCCCUCCUGCGUACGAGUCGGAGGAGGAGGACAAGUGCAAGCCCAUGUCGUACGAGGAGAAGCGGCAGCUCAGCCUAGACAUCAACAAGCUCCCUGGUGAGAAACUGGGCCGCGUGGUGCACAUCAUCCAGUCGCGGGAGCCCUCCCUCAAGAACUCCAACCCCGAUGAGAUUGAGAUCGACUUUGAGACUCUGAAGCCGUCCACCCUUCGAGAACUGGAGCGCUACGUAACCUCCUGUUUGCGGAAGAAAAGGAAACCUCAAGCCGAGAAAGUUGAUGUGAUUGCUGGCUCCUCUAAGAUGAAGGGCUUCUCGUCCUCGGAGUCGGAGAGCACCAGCGAGUCCAGCUCUUCUGACAGUGAAGACUCCGAAACAGGUUAG